AUGGGACUUCUCCAAUGUCUCGGGCAAUCAGCCCACAAGCCCUUGUGGCUCGAGGCCCGCUCCGCGCCAAGCUUCAUCAUCUUCGUCUCCUGCUUCUCCGUCUUCACCCACCUUUUCUUCUAUGGCAUGCUGGUGCCCGUCACACCAACCGCCCUGAGGGAACGCGCAGGCGUCCCGGAGGCAGACAUACAGAAAUGGGCCUCGAUAUUGCAGGCCAUUUACGGCGGGGCCACCUUCCUAACAUCACCCUUGGCGGGCUGGUUCACCGACCGGACAGGUACCCGCCGCCUGCCUUUCAUUCUAUGUCUGGUGUCUCUGGCCGCCGCGACUGCCCUCCUCGCCGUCGGCACCAGUAUAGGCCUUUGGAUCGCCGGCCGUCUGCUCCAAGGCGUGUCGGCCGGUAUGCUCUGGGUCGUAUGCCUGGCCCUCCUGAGCGAGAGCCUGGGCAAGGCCAGCAUUGGUCGGGCCGUCGGCAUCAUCGGUAUUCCCAUGAGUCUGGGACCCAUUAUAGGUCCGCUGAUCGGUGGUGUCAUAUACGCGUCUGGAGGGUAUCUGUCCGUCUUUGCUGUCAUGUUCUCCAUGUUGGGGAUUGAUGCCGUCUUGCGGCUUGUCAUGGUGGAGCCAAGAGUGGCCAGGAAGUGGUUGCAGAAUACUGCCGAGCCCAGAGAGUCAGGCGAGCCAGUCCCAGAGAACGCUGAAAUGGACUCUGGGGCACAUGCGAGCAAGGAAUGCGAGCCAGUCGAUCCGGUGCUCACAUCCACCGGUCCCGCGGACCGCAGAAAACAACUCCCGGCCGUGUUUCGGCUACUUGGGAACCGGCGAAUCCUCAUCGGCGUGACCGGUGGGUUCCUCCAGUCAUGCCUCAACGUCGCUUUCGAUAGCACGCUGCCCCUUGUCGUCAACGACCUUUUCGGCUGGGAUCAGACCGGUCAGGGCCUCAUAUUCAUCACCAUUUUGGUACCUUCCCUGCUGCAGCCCGUGUUUGGGGCGGUCACCGACAGCUACCUGGAAGGUCGAAGGCUCUUGGGGGCAGGGGGUUGCCUCCUCGCCUGCCCGAUAUAUAUUCUGUUGCGCUUCGUAUCACAGAACUCCCUGGAGCACAAGGUCCUCCUCUCUGCCCUGCUGGUACUCAUCGGGCUGGCCAUGGCGAUAUCCAUGCCCGCUAUCAUUGCCGAGAUCGGGUCAACAGUGGCCGAGAUAGAGGCAAACAACCCGGACGCGGUCCAAGGGGGCGCCGUCGCCACUGGAUGGAGUUUGGUGAAUGCUACGUAUGCUGCAGGUGCCAUGGUAGGCCCUUUGUUUGCUGGACUUCUUCGGGAUGCUGCGGGCUGGGAAACGACGACUUGGUGUCUUGGGCUCUUGAGUGGGGUGACUGGGGUGUUCCUCCUGUUAUUUCUGGGGGACUGGAUUGGAAAGGUGAGACCUCGACGGGCGCUGUUAGCUCGGAGGCAAAAGCAACAAGGUACAAGUUCAAGUUCAUAA
Pyricularia grisea is the source of this 1482-nucleotide messenger RNA. RefSeq lists its product as uncharacterized. NCBI's taxonomy places the organism in Eukaryota, Fungi, Ascomycota, Sordariomycetes, Magnaporthales, Pyriculariaceae. The transcript has a single exon. Gene Ontology annotation, biological process: transmembrane transport. The coding region runs from base 1 to 1482 and encodes 493 amino acids. Gene Ontology annotation, molecular function: transmembrane transporter activity. The record is from RefSeq and is a predicted model, not a curated record.